AUGAAAACAGAACAUCGAAUCUAUCAAACUUAUGUUGGCUCAAUAACACUUGCGCACUGUCAUUAUAUGUAUCCGAAAAAGUAUGAGGAAUUAUGUGAUAGGCAGUGUGGAAGUUCAGCUUAUAUAGCGUUGAGAUAUGAAAACUCCCUUAGAAGCAAAAUGGAAUCAACUUGUCCUCCUCUGAUUCAGACAAUUCCAUGUCAUGAAAAACCAGCUCAUUGUAAUCAUAAACUCCAACUGCGUCAAUGUCCGGGGCUGAAUGGGAUACAUUUGCUCAGAAAUCUUUCAAUAACACCACUAACUAUUGUUAAAGUUCCAGUGCUCAAUAUCUCUACGGUGAAGGGUAAAAUUGUGUCUGCUCUGGAAAUAUUUGUGGAGAUCGGACAAGAAAUGUUACAGACAACUGGAAACAGUAAGAGAAGGUUGGCCGGAACCAUACCGCAUUUGCGAUGGUAUAACCCACAUCUCGACCAAAAGUUUCACAAUGACCAAACCACGGUCACAUGGUUCCGGCGUCGUCGCCCAACAAAGUGUGAAAAUCAUCACAUCGACAUUCCAUUCUCAUUGGGCGACGACGAAAAAUCUGAGCUGCCCAGUCCACGCAAAAGUGAAAGUCCGCCGCUACACUCUACGGCACUGUAUAGGAAAGGCGCGGAAGUGUUCGAUUCACAAUGA
Messenger RNA from Cercopithifilaria johnstoni, 675 nucleotides. Lineage: Eukaryota; Metazoa; Nematoda; Chromadorea; Rhabditida; Onchocercidae. The record is from the annotation of a GenBank genome assembly.